AUGUUUGGGUUCACGUCGCCGUCCGCGUCAAUCGCGAUGCCUUGGCCACCGUCGGCCGACGCGCUGCCGCCGCUGGACCUCGCUUCGCCAGCCCUCGACCACGCGCGCGGCGCUCGGAACGUCUACAAGUUUGGUGGCACCUCGGUAGGGUCGCCAGAUCGCUUGUUCCAGCUCGUGUCAUUGGUCAAGGCCGAGCGCCGUCGCGUGAUCGCGGUCGUGGUGUCGGCCAUGGCCAAGAACACGGACUUGCUGCUCGACGCGGCGGCGCUCGCGGCGGCUGGCAACAUUGACGCUGCGCUCCUUCUCAUCGACCGCGUCCAAGCCAUCACGGUGCAGAACGCCAACGUGACGCAGACGCGCAUCUUGGGCGACGGCCACGCAUCGUUUGCCGACAUGACGGACGAAAUCAUCGCGUUCCACGUGCCUCUGCGACAGCUGUUGCUGGGCAUGAGCCUCUUGCGCGAGAAGACGCAAGCGGCGCUCGACACGAUCUUGUCGUUUGGCGAGCGCAUUUCGGCCACAAUCGUUGCGGUACAGUCGACUGUUGACGGCGAACGGUGUCCCUGCUGCUUUGUGGAUGCUCGGACGUGGGUGACUACCGACGCUACCUUUGGCAGCGCGGCCGUCGACUUUGAGGCGUCCAAGACCAAGCUGCUCGCGCUUGCAACUACGUGGGGCGACCGUCUUCCCGUCAUAACGGGCUUUAUUGGCCAGUCGACCUGCGGCCGCACGACGACGCUGGGUCGGAACGGCUCGGACUACACGGCGACGAUCAUUGGCGCGUCGCUGCAGGCAGACUAUGUGGUCAUCAACACGGACAUUUCCGGCGUCAUGACGGCCGACCCGCGCAUCGUGCAGAGCGCAACGUCCGUGGGCCACUUGAGCCACCACGAGGCCCUCGAGCUUGCGAUUUACGGCACGCGCAUGUUUCAUACACGCACAAUGCUGCCGCUCAUCAAAUCUGGGGUCACGAUGCUCAUUCGCAACACGAUGGACCCGCAUGGCGGCGGCACGUACAUUAGCGGCCUCUCGACAAUCGACAAGGCAGUCACGUGCACCACGUCGCUUGAAAAUCUCUCGCUCAUCGAGGUGCGAACGCGCAUUCUGCAGGAAGGCGACCGGUCCGAGCUGGGCUACACCAACGUCGGUGCCCGUGUCGUGCAGUGCCUCGAGCAGCACCGCGUGAGCAUUUGGCUGUCGAUUCGCGCUGCCCACGGUCAGUCGAUUUCGAUUGUUGUGCCAGCGGCACAGGAGGAGCUCUCCCGACGCGCCAUCGCCGACGAGCUCAAGCUCGAGCUCGAGCGCAACGAAGUCGACGCGCUCAACGUCGAAAGCCCCGUGACCAUGCUCUCGAUCGUCGGCGAGAAGCUUAACAAAGCGUCGACGAACGGUGCUAAAAUGUUCUCGGCCCUCGCUUCGGCCGGCGUUGAUGUGCUGGCCGUCGGCCAAGGCACGAGCUCGCGGUCGCUGAGUUGCAUCAUUCAAGGCGCGCAGACGAAGCUGGCGGUGCGGCGGGUGCACGACGCGUUCAACGUCUCAACCAUGGUCGUGAGCAUCGUAUUGCUUGGCUGCAACCGCAUCUCGCUCGCCGUGCUCGACAAGCUCGAGGAGCAAGCCGAGACGUACCGCCAGCGCCACAACGUGGCGUUCCAUAUCGUGGGCUUUGGCUCCCGCUGCGCGGGCUUCCAGUUCAACGCGAGAGGCCUUGCGACCGCCGACAUGCGUGCGACGAUUGGGUCGUGCAUGACGCCGCCGGUAUUGGGCAGUGCGCCGUCGUACCACCACAGCUCUGGCGCGGCGGCGCAUGCGCUGCCGUCUGCGGCUGACUUGGCCGCAUUGCGAGACCUGUCGUGCCCGAUCCUAGUCGACUGCUCGGGCUGGUCCGACAAUGGUGAACUCUACGCCCAGUGCCUUGCCAACGAGAUCCACGUCGUCGUGUCCAACUCGGUCUCGGCCAACGCGCUGCCAGCGACAACGUCGCUCAACAUCGCAGCGCCCAAGCGCUUGAACCCGAGUCCGUGCUUCUUUUUGUACAACGCGGCGCUCGGUGCGAGCUUACCAGUGCUCGAUACGCUGGCGAAUCUGCUCCAAACGGGCGACCAGCUGCAGCGAGUCGAUGCCGCGCUCAGCGGCUGCCUUGGAUACAUUGCCGACCAGGUCAUGCAAGGUCAUGCCUUGUCGACGGCCGUCCAGAGUGCAUGGGACAAGGGCUACAUGGAGGCCAAUCCGCUUGUGGAUCUCAGUGGUGCCGAUAUGCAGCAAAAAAUCAAGCUCUUUGCCCGCGCGCUGGGCGUACAGCUGGACCUGGACCACAUUGCGGUGACACCGUUCGUUCCGGCUGAGAUUCUGGAUCAAGUGCGCUGGGAGCAAAACACGGUCGAGAUUGGCCGCCUCAUCUCGGUUCUGCAGACGUACGAUGCGACGUUUGCAGCCACGUUCGUCGACCCCGCGCGCCGCGAUGGCAAGCGCGUGCGCUACGUGGCGGCGGUCGAGCUCGAUGCACUCGGAACCGUGCGUGCGUCCGUGGAGCCGCAGGUCGUCGACGAAGCACACCCCGCGUUUCGAACCCAAAAAGAUGAAAUCUCGGUCGGCUUUACGACCGUCGAGUACAGCUACCGACCGCUGACGCUGACGGGCAGCGGCACGGGCGGCAGCGCGAGUGCGACGGGUGUCGUGCGCGACAUUCUCACCAUCGCCAAGCACUUGCAAGGCAACGCGUAGAAGGAGCCACUUCGAGCCCCGCUUCGACCACGCCUCAAAAACAUUCUUCCGCGCACACUUUUUAUUCAUAAAAUGGCCACGAGUUGGCGGUGAUCGCAGACUCGUUGGAGCUCGUACACCAUUCAAGUCGACUCAAUCGAGUGUCGUUUCCAAUCGAUAGAUUAUAC
Messenger RNA from Saprolegnia parasitica CBS 223.65, 2888 nucleotides. RefSeq lists its product as hypothetical. The transcript has 12 exons. Gene Ontology annotation, molecular function: homoserine dehydrogenase activity; aspartate kinase activity. The record is from RefSeq and is a predicted model, not a curated record. Lineage: Eukaryota; Oomycota; Saprolegniomycetes; Saprolegniales; Saprolegniaceae. Gene Ontology annotation, biological process: aspartate family amino acid biosynthetic process. The coding region runs from base 1 to 2721 and encodes 906 amino acids.